Molecule: messenger RNA, 21025 nt
Organism: Diabrotica virgifera virgifera (western corn rootworm)
Lineage: Eukaryota; Metazoa; Arthropoda; Insecta; Coleoptera; Chrysomelidae
Gene: CrebB
Product: cyclic AMP response element-binding protein B
Exons: 7
Coding region: 154-1029 (291 amino acids)
Biological process (GO): regulation of transcription by RNA polymerase II
Cellular component (GO): nucleus; transcription regulator complex
Molecular function (GO): DNA-binding transcription factor activity, RNA polymerase II-specific; RNA polymerase II cis-regulatory region sequence-specific DNA binding; protein binding
Source: RefSeq, a predicted model, not a curated record
CGCCAUUUCUGUGACGCGCACUUGUGUUCAGAACUCGUCCAGUGACGACCGCCCUAAAAUUUUGACGUGGCUACUACGUAUCUCCCGUUUAUCCACUCCGAUUGCAGCAAGUUGGUGACGACGAAUACGUAACUGGUAUUUUAAAGUCAGGCCAUGGACGGGAUCGUGGAGGACGUGAAGUGUAAAGUGGAUCCUCUAUCUCUCGACCCACAAUCAGGAGUUCCCUCAUCGGUAGGCGUCACUAAUUCCCAGCCCCAUCUGGUGACAGCAACUAACAUUGUACAGCUGACCCUCCCUUCCCAUACGCAAGCACAGGUGCAAAGCGUCAUACAACCCAACCAACAAUCUGUCAUACAAACGGCUGCGAAUCUACAACCCAUGCUAAGUAAAGGAAACGUGAUAUUGGUCAGCAGUAAACCUAAUUCUGUUAUACAGACUACCCAAGGAAAUUUACAGACAUUGAGAGUGGUAGAGGCAGGGAGCGACGAUAGUUAUUCCGAAGAAGAAUCUCCAAAGAAACGCAGGGACUUGCUGACGAGGAGGCCAUCUUAUAGGAAGAUCCUGAAUGAUUUAGGCGGGGGUGAGAUAGCUGAAGGGAAAAUCGAGCAAACUUCUUCAGAGGCAGAUAGUGAGCUGUCGUCUCACUCUAUCCCAUACCACACAGUGCUACCAGCAACCGCUCUUCAGAUUACUAGUGGUGAAGGUGGACAUCAGGGUAUUCAAACAUUAACAAUGACUAAUGCGACUGCAGGUGGCGCCAUCGUACAAUACGCUCAAGGGCAAGAAUUUUUUGUACCUGUGGUAGCACAAAGCGGAAAUCUCUCAGGAAGUGGUGGAGAGGACCAAGCACGCAAGCGAGAAAUGCGACUAUUGAAGAAUCGAGAAGCGGCUCGCGAAUGUCGAAGAAAAAAGAAAGAGUAUAUAAAGUGUCUUGAAAAUAGGGUAGCGGUGCUCGAAAAUCAAAAUAAGGCCCUAAUAGACGAAUUAAAAUCAUUAAAAGAAUUAUAUUGUCAACAGAAAAGCGAAUGAGGAUCACCGACGUGUACAUUACAGGUGAAGGACUGAGUUUAAAAUAUGUUGUGUGGGAAUUGAAACAAGAUGGUGGCAGAUUUGUGCAAUGUCAACAAGAGUAUUGUUUUAGGUAUACAGAGGUGCAUUUUAUUGAAUUGUUUCGAAUUUUGAGGAAAAAAAUGUUGGAAAUGUAUUUCUACUAAGCAGGAUAAGCAAAACAACUAUUUCGAAUCCUAAGAAAGGAAAUAUCCAUUUUUUCACAAAUGUGGUCCAGAGGUAUUGAAGUAUGUAUGUACUCGCUCUAAGCUGAACCACAAAAUUUUUAUUAAAAACAAUUAAAGAAUAAAAUAUUGGAUGCGUUUCGGCCUCACAAGAGUCAUCACCAGCAUUUACAGGAACAAACAUCAACAGGAAGGAAGAAGAAUUAAUUAGGCUCAAUCGAGUAAAAGACACAUACACAUUAAGGUUUAGUUAAAAUUGUUCCACUGGUUCACAGUAUUGUGCUUCUAGAAAAUGGUUGGUAGAAAAAUCGAUUCAAUUAAUCAUCAUUUUUCUAACAUCCGCUUUCCAGAAUUAAAAAAAUGUGAACCAGUACAACAAUUUUAAUUCAAUUUUAAUUUGUAUGUGUAUUUUACUUGAUUCUUCUUCCUUCCUUUUGGUAAGUUUGAUCCUGCAAUUGCUGAUGAUGGGUCGUGUUGGGCCGAAACGCCUCCAAUAUUUUAACCUUUGUUUUUAAUAAAAAUUUUAUGCAUUAAAAAUGUAUAAACAUUUUCAAUUUCGUUGCAACCCGAAAAUGAAGCAGCAGUAUAUUCUAGUUCAAUCAGAGAGUGCAGGAAGAGUCUAUACCGGUUUCGGGGCUUUUUUGUCCUUCAUCAGUAGGCCCAUAUCCUCUUCUCUCCGAUUGAACCAGGAUACCUUGACGCGUGCCGUCCCAGUGGUCUUAUUUUCGAAUUCAUUCGAGCAUAUUUCGCAUACGAAAUUAGAAUUUCGCUUGAAAUCCGGUGUCUUGUAUUUUCGAAUACUUCGUGUAAGAAUUUUUUCGUAUACGACGACUCGAAUGGGUAUGAACCAUUCGAAUCGUGAUGCUCGUAUACGAAUUAUUGUUGUCAUUUCAAGGUCAUUUCAGCUGUCAUGAUAGUUUUAGCUGAUAGUGUUAAUUGUGUUGUUCUAUACAAUAUUUUUACAUUGAAAUUUAUUUUCAAUGGCUGGUUUAAAUAAUUCUUUAAUAGAAAGAAAGGACAUGUACGAUUAUGCCUUGAAAAUAUAACCUAACCUAACUUUAUGUACGCAUUUUAGCAUAGACGGCCGGAGUGUGACGUCACAGCCAACCGCGGCUAUAUUCAAUGUAAAGUUGGAUUUAUAGUUUGAUGUAGCGUAGACAUAGACGCAACGGAGACGUAAGAAACGGACUGGAGACGUGAGAAAAUAAAAUGUCAAUUUAUAAUUCGACGUAGCGGAAUUUUUGCGCAUGAAUAGAAACAAGAAACAAUGACCUAAUUCAACAACAUAGCCUAUAAAUUAUACGAACCGUAAACAAACUUUGUGUUUAUUUAUUUAUAAUAUUAUUUAUUAUAAUAUUUAUCCGUUUUGUGUGUUACAAUGGAUUAGGAAAUAAAAAGGUAUGCUCGCUUGGUGCCGUGGAAUUUCCAACUACGCUGUUUCAUUUCCUGGUCUUUAAAAUGUUCAUUGGAUUUAAUUAUUGUAUGUGUAUGGAUAACCCCGAAUACAGACUAAUAAAUAAACAACUUAUAUUUAUCUGAAAUAUUGAAACUACACUAUGAUAUAUUUUUAUUAAAUUAAUAACUUAACAUCCAUUGUAUUUAACAAAUAAUUAACAAAAUUCGAAUAUGUUGACAAACAACUUUUUACAAAAGGGAUUAGGGGGCGGGCCCACUUUGAGUGACAGAACAAAAUUAUUCUUCCUUAUGAUUGGCCAGACGUAAGAAACGCACUGUAAAAGAUGAAAGUUGGUCAUCUCUUCCGUUCCGUUACGUUUUUCUUACGUUCCGUCAGGCGCUUGCGUUCAUUUAUAAACACGAGUACACAAAAUUCGGUGUUGAUCUUUUACAGUGCGUCUCCGUUGCGUCUACGUCUACGCUACGUCAAACUAGAAAUCCGACUUUAUGAUGAUCACUUUCCAAACAAAGAUUGUAAACACGUUGAAAAGUAAGGUUUUACCGAAUCUCAAGACUUUUUAAUUAGUAUAAAAUCUAAAAAAAAAAUAAAAUAAAAUAUAAAAUUUCUAAAAAUCAAAUAAAUUCUAACCUUACUUCACCCAUACAUACAUUUUAUUGCUAUUUAUAUAAAACAUCAUGCUUUAUUAUUUACACAACCUUGUAAAAUUGUUGUAGUAACUAUAAUAAUACUUACAUAUUAUUGCAAAAAACAGAAAUAUUCUCUGUAAAAACUGAAAAAACAAUAAAAAAUACAAAUUUGCCACACUAAACAACAUUUGUUUGGAAAGGUUUGGAAAAAUCUGACAUGACAUAUGUCAAUAAAAAUUGACACUUCUACGUCAUCACUCCGGCCGUCCAUUGGAUCUAAGCUCCAAACUUGACAUAUGACACCGUUGCCAUAUCCUCAAUUUUUUCAUAUACUAUCACAUUACAUAAACAAAAUAGCACACUUUCUGCGGACUUUGCAAAUCGAUAUUACUAGUAUACCUAUGCAAUCUUAAGAUUCGAUUACACUUAAAAUAACUGCUAAACAACUUUUCCCAAAAAUGGCCUUUUUUAUAAUUUGUUCAGACUAUGUCUUUAUCUUUAUGUAUUAAACGUUCUUAUACAAUCUUCUUAUACAUUAUAACCCCAGUAUAUAUAACAAAUAUAACAUUUUGUUUUUAAUACUGCGAUUAUACCCUUGAUUGAAAUUAUACAAGAAAUAGACCAAAAAAGUAUGGCAACAUUGUGACUCUUCAGAUGACAAAUAAGUUCAAUGUUAUUCGAAGUUGCAGUGUUGCCGGUGCAAAUUCUGCUCGUAUACGUAUAACAUUUCGAAGGACGUUCAAAAAUACACAUUCACGUUCGUAUACGAAAUUUUUCAUUCGAGUUAACUCGUAUUCGAAAAUAUUCGAUUGAAUUCGAAAAUACGACCCCAGAUUGCAACGAACGAAAUGGCUCGGAUGUCGUAGCGACAUCUGCUAAGAAACAAACUAAGUUCUCAGAACGAUAUUUAUUGUCGGUUUAUGUAUUACUAGAUUGAGAACUUAGUUUAAAAAAUUUUAUGGUUCAUCUUAGAGUGAGUACUUCAUUACUAUUUAUAAUUGUUGAAACGUCUCCAUUGUGAUUACAGUAUAAGCUGGGACGAUUUGUCUUGUUUGUAUAAUAAAUUUUGGAAACUAUAUUUACGUCUUAUCCACUUUUUUAAACUAAGUUUCACUAACAUACGUUCAUCAUGUUUAUAACUGUUGUCAAUGGUGAAGAAUUGUAUAAAAUUUAUUUUUUUAAUGAUAAUAAUUAAACACAAAAGUGUGAUACUAGUAUGUAGCAUCUUAUCUUUGAGACAUCUUUGAAUCAAACUCAUUUUGAACACAAUAGUUGAAUUUGUGGUAGUGGACUUGUAAGUGUAGUUUCCUUUAAUGUCACAUUCAGGCCUAUUGCAAGACGCUUUGAAACCACAUAGUGAAGUUUUUGUUCUAUCACUAGUUUGUUAAUAACUAUUUGCAUGAAGAAUAACUAGUUUCACUAAAGCAUCAAUAUGUUGUUAAAUUUGACAAAUAUUUCUGUUUGUAUAGUUGUAUAUAAUUUACACAGAAAAUUGGUCAUUUGUAUAAGGUACAUAUUAACUUUGUUAUGUAUAGGACAUGAUAUUCAUCAAAAUAUUUAUUUUUAUGACUUAUAUUAAUGUCAUUAAUAUUUGUUUUGUCAACUAUUCUAACAUUAAGUACAUUAUUUGCUUAUUCUGCUUACCUUUGUUUGGUUACUCAGGUCUUUUUAUUCUUUAUGAGCCACUUUUUUAGAACCUUGAGAAGGUUCAGUUUUAGAAAUUUUUGAUACAGCAAUCUUAAGCAUGAGUAGUGAAAAAACUAGCAGAACUCUGGUGUAUUGUUUAUUUCAAAUAACCUGACAAAUCUUAGGCCACAGUAUAAUGCUACAAUCAGUAGGGCCACUCCAAAAUCUUUGUUCUCUUUGUUCCAUUUUGGUGACGGCGCAUCAAAAAUUUUAGUAAUUUGCGCAGAUGAAUGACAAUUAACGGCAUCCUACGUUUGCCGUGAUUGGUCGUUAUCGUCGCACGUUAUAUUUCUGCCAGUGCAGUUCUUUCCAGAUCAACUCUCCGGUAGAACUGCCUUUCUGUUGUGGUGACGCUUCUUUUAUAAUCAAGUAUAUUCAAAUUAAAAAAAAAAAAGAAAUUUUUUUUUUUUUUUUGUAUUUUGACAACGACACCCGACUUGGGCGUCGAAACGUUAAUAAAAUCAUUUUUAGGUAAAAUUGUGGCUUAUUUCCCAUUUGAAUAUACUUGAUUAUAAAAAUGCCACAAGAAAAUAGCUUCAGAACGACGCUUCUUUUGUAUCAUUCUAGGUGAUCCUUUUAACAGUCGUCACCGUUACAAGACAUAAGUAAAUCUGUUUUCUGUUUAAUUAGCCGAUUACUUGCUUGCCAUUUUAUUUGAAAUGAACAGCGAGUGGGUUGUAUUCUGUAACAUUUCCGUUAAAUUUAAGAGGCCUCUAAAAUUUAACUUUUAACGGUCCUCUAAAACUUUUAGGUUAGAUUGACAUUCUGUAUGAGAAUUAGAAUCCUCUAAAAGGUUUUAAAAUAAAUACGGCAACGUCGCACGUUUUGCGUUUUGAACUACUUUUAGCCUAGAAAUUGGCCGAAAACUGACUGUCAGAAGCCAAAAAUCUUAAGAAAGAAGAUGAAAUUGACAGUUUGCUAGAAAAUAAUAUUUUAUUUAAUUAUUUUUUAGUAAAACUCAUAUUUUCUAAUUAGACAUUUUUAUUAAUAAAGUUAUAAGUACAUUAAAAUAUUGCUGAAAAAUUGCAUAUUGUAUUUCUUCUCCCCUUCUACACUAAUUUUGGUCAAAUGGUCUAUUUUCAAUUACAUUAAGGUCAUCUACCUCAUCUGCAUCUGGUUCUAAACCUUCUGGAACAUCAUCUUUAUAAACAUUUGAUACGUUUUGUACUGUUCCACAAUAAUUUUAAAUAAUUUUACCUGCAUUGAUAGGAUUUAAUUGCUUUGACAAACAUCUUGAUUUUUUUUUCAAAUUUUCAGAUUUUUUUUUCAUAAAACACUUUUUCAAUCACAUUUCUAGGUAGGUAGGUACCUACUUUCUUUGAAAUGGUAAUUGUAGUUACUUUCAGGUCAAUUACUUUUUAUUGUAAUCUGAAUUGAGCUCUACGAAAAGAAACAAAAAUUUGAAUUUUGUUAUAAUAUGUAGGUGUAGUGUGUCGAUUGUAAAGUAACUGAGACUUAAUUUUCAUUAUUAUUUAUUAUUUCUUCACCAAAUACAUUAUAAAAAGCCAUUUGCCAUUUUUAAAUGUUUAUCUCCAUUAUAAUACAUAAAUAAGAAACUACUAUUCAUAUAAACAUAACCAAACAAAAACAAUCAAACCACAUUUAACGGACUGCUAAAAAUUUGGCGGGUACUUUUGACAUCCUCUAAAAUAUUUUUAUUUAGCGGGAGAUUUAACGGUUUAGGUUAUUAUUUUAACGGAUCUAUAAUUUACAGAAUACCAAAAUAUUUUUAGCGAUCGCUAAAAUUUUAGAGGCCUCUAAAAUUUAAAGGAAGUGUUACAGAAUACACCACAGUAUAGUACACUAUGUUUUAAACUGUUUCAUAUAAAGCUUGUAUGAUCAAGUGGUGUCGAAAGAAUUGGAAAGAUAAAAACCGAACUCGAGAAAGUUCUAAGUCCAAACUUGCUCAAAUACAAGGAAAUAUUAUUUUUGGCUACUAACCAAAGAUAUUGGUCGUUUAAGAUAGAUUUGUUAAAUCCGCUUUUUCCAACAAUCAUGAACUGUCGCAUUUUUGGUGAUCUGAUAAAUAUCUAAAGUAUUUUUGUACAAUUUAGGAUAUAUAUGUAAUAUAAACUUAUUUAUAUUUAAAAAAAAAUUGUGGCAUCGGGCAUGGAUUUUAAAAAUUAAGUUAUGUGGGUCUCGAGUGAAUAAAAAUCCAUGCCAAGUAAGUUUUAUUAUUAUGACGAGAAAUAUUAUGUAGGAUUAUCAAAUUUUGGGCUUUAUAUUACUAAAUUAUUAUUAUUAUUUUCCUAAAAUAUUACAAAAAUGACAAACAGCUAUUUAUUUUUAAUAUUUUUACUUUAAAUUGGAGAAGUCGUCAAAUUAUAAUUUUAAAAUAAACAUUUUACUGCAUAUUUUACAUGUUUUUUAAAUUACAUUUUGACAAGGGCUUGCCUUGGUAUUCGAAAUAAUAAGUAUACAGGGUGCCCAGAAACUCUCCUGACAAACGAAGGCCGGUGAUUCCUCAGAUAAUUAACAAUUUAACCCAAUUUACCAAGUCCGAAAAUGCUUGUACUAAGUGAGCUAGAGCUCUUUGAAGAUGGCGAUGGCGCCUUGUAAUAAGUUUUUUUUGUAAAUAACUCCAGAACGUUUCUAUUUAGAAAAACACAAACUGGUACACUUAUUUAUCUUCCAGAGAUAAAUCAAUCCCAUCAAUUGCGAAUUUCAGCGAAAGGCAAUAGCCAACUUUUUUGUCUUUUAACUUCUUUGACACAAGAUUAUUAAAUUGUGAGAGAUUCUAGUACUAAAAGUUCAGUCAAUAGAAUAGCCAAUUUUCUAGAAAAAUCUAUUUGAAAAUUUUUCGUUUUUUGAAUUUGAAAACAAGAAAUUAAAAAAAAACGUAUUUUACGGAUUUUAAGCAAGAGGAACUUUUACUACUAGAAUACCUCGCAAUUUAACAAUUUACGAGUCAAAAUGCGUAUAAAAAUUAAAGACAAAAAGUUAUGCGAUAAAAUUUUACCUAAUUAUUUUGUCUUUAAUUUUUAGGCAUUUUUUACUCUAAAUUGUAAGGUUUUCUUAAGAGUACUAAAAUUGUAUCUUGCUUAAAGUCCGUAAAAUACAUUGUUUCUUUUUUGAAAAUUUUUUUCAAAUUGAAAAAAUGAAAAAUUUUCUAGAAAACGGUGUAUUCUACUGACUUAAGGCAAGAGUAUCUUUUAGUUCUAGAAUACCUCACAAAUUAAUAAUCCGGUGUUAUAAAUGCUUAAAAGUUAAAGACAAAAAGGUUAUGCGAUAAAAUAACCGUUGACCCAACUUUUUUCCUUAGGUUUUAAUCAUUUUUGACUAUAAAUUGUUAAUUUGUGAGGUAUUCUAGUACUAAAAGUGCUUCCUUAAGUGCGUAAUAAAAUACACCGUUUAUAUUCUGAAAAUUUUUUUCAAACUCAAAAGACGAAAAAUUUUCAAAUCAAUGUUUCUAGAAAACUGUGUAUCCUACCGACUUGAAACAAGAGUACCUUUUAAAACCAUAAUACCUCACAAUUUAAUAAUCUAGUGUCAAAGAUGCUUAAAAGUUAUGAGAUAAAAUAACUAUUGCUCUUCCCUAAAACGAACGCCUAUGACCGGUACUAAAAAUUCUCAAUGGAUGAGAUCGAUUUAUCUCUAGAAGAUAAAUAAGUGUACCAGUGUUCGUUUUUCUAAAUAAAAGCGGUCUGGAGUUAUUUAAAAAAACUAAUUACAAGGAGCCAUCUUCAAAGAGCUCUACCUUCCUUAGGCAGCAUUUUCGGACUAGGUAAAUUGGGUUAAAUUGCCUUCAAAUUAUCUGAGGAAUCUCAAGUCUUCGUUUGACAGGAGAGUUUCUGGACACCCUGUAUAGGAUUUAUUUCAGUGUAAAAAUUUUGUUCAGUUCGACGACACGUACCUACUUGUUUAAUUUGUCAUUUUUAAAGCCCAAAAUUGGUUAUUCUAUAAAGUUUACUUAAAAAUUUGAUACAUUGUGAAAUGCAAAAAAUAUUUUUUGUGCAACUUAAUAAAAAUAGCAUCGAGGAGGAGGAAAGAAGGCUUGUGAACAUGAAAUGUUGUAAAUUUCUUUAAAGAAAUUGUUGUAAAUAUUUUGUAAGGUGUAUAAAAAAACAUAACUAUUUAAGAUAGUCUUCGUACCUUCAAAAAAUCAUUAUUUUAAUGCGUUAUAUAGAUGUCAAACUGUCAAUCUGAAUAUUCUUUGUAACAAUUAUUAAGACUCAUAAAAAUCAAAGUCAAUUUUUGGUUUUUCGUAAUAAAUUCGUUGCAGUAAUGACAAAAUAGCAUGCCAUUAUAAAUUAAUAUCUCUCUAUUGUAGUUCUAGUAUUCUAUUCUUGAAUAUACAACAAAUAUUGAAUAAAUCACCUCUUAGACGGAUUCAUCAUUCUUUAUUUUUUUGAGUUAAAAUAUUAAUUUGAGUAGAAAUUUUGAUUCACGGUGUUUUAGGUUUGUUUAUAUCAAUACUUUGUAUUAUUCAGAAAAAUACUUAUUACAACUCUGUACAGCACGCCCAGAAUACCAAUAGACGUGAGCUGCACGCAAAUCAAAGGAGGGAUGCAGAAUUCAUUUGUGGCUUAAAUUACAGGGUUGCCACUACCCCAACAAAUAUUGACUGAUUUCUUUGUGUGUCCAGAAUUGUUUUUACAUGAAUCAUUGUUUUCCAAAAUGACCCAAUAAUAAUUCCAAAUAAUAAAAAGGAAUUACAUAAAAUUAUUUAAUAUUAUUAAAUCUCCAUCGAAAAUUGGUUGAAACAUCAAUUUAAAUAAAACCAAAGUGAUGACAAAUCAAAAUAUCACAAUCGACUGUAUGCGAAGGAAGUGAGAUCGAAAUUGUCUAUAUAUCAGGCAUUGAUGCCCCUAGGACACAAGGGGUGUAAGUAACAAUUUCUAGAAAAUUGGGUUAAAUACAAAGGACUCCCAAACGCAUAUAAAACAUGGUGGCUUCAAACUUUCUACAUAAACUAACAAUAACAUGAUCAAAAAUAACAUAUAAUUGAAAAAAUGCUAAGUAGUAGUUACCUGGAUUUUCAAAUUUGUCUGGAACUGAACAAAGUUUUCUGAAAACUUGGCACUUACACUCCUUUGUCCUAGGGGCGUCAUAAGAUGUACUUGGGUCACUUGAUUAAACUAGGCAAACAUAAUAUAACUAUUCCGGUAGGUGUGUGUGACGGAAUUAAUUAAAAAUAAUAAAAAUAAGUGUAACGACGAACAGUAAUAUAUUUAUUUAUUUUGGGUGAACAAGCGGUGUGUUUGCUUAUAUCUCGAAAGAGUGUUGAUUGUCAGCGAGCCGAGGGUUGGUCUGCAUCGUUUGCAUGCUGUGAAGUGACUGACUUGCCGGACCACCAACUUUGUGUCAACUGGUUUUGCGGUUUUGCUAUAAUGGCCAGAUGGCCCAUAAAUUACUGCCUCUGCAGAAGCUUUUUUGUAUUUUAUAGUUGACAUAAAGAGUGUGGCGAUCUGGGGCAUCGUAACCUAUUAGUGUUUCCUUGAAAGAAACAUUAAUCUUACACAAUAUGUUUAAGGGAUAACCUUUCGUUUCUCGAAAUCAACGGCAUAUGGUUUGUAUAUCACAUGUGGAUUUUAAAUGACCAAUUUCGUUUUGAGAAAAGUUAUUAAAAAUUAAGAAAAUAAAAUUAGCAAAAAUAGUAAUUAAAGCGUACCGCUAUAUAACUGCAGAGAUAACUAGAAGAAUUCGAUUGACUUGGACAGCAGUAUUAUGUUGAAAAACAAAAGGUACCAAUAAAUCUAAAGAAAAGGGUAUUCUACCAUUUAUGACCUAUGGAAUGGAGGAAUGGAACAACACAGAGGACCAUCGAGCGAUCUAUGUUAGGAGUAUCUGUGAGAGAACAUAUACGAAAUGAGGAGAUGCGAAAUAAGACGAAGGUGGAAGAUGUAAUUGCAUUAAUUGUGCAAAUGAAAUUGAACUGGGUAGGACACGUGGCACGGCAAAACAACGAAAGGUGGACGAGAAACAUUGUACAUUUGAGACCACGCGAGCACAGUCAUAGUAGAGGAAGACCACAAAAAUGAUGGCUAGACGAAAUCAAAGCAAAAGUGGGAAGAAACUAGAACCUAAUAGCACAAAACAGAAAAUAGUGGAGAACAGAGUGGGUGCAGCCAGGCUGAAAAAGAAGAGAAGAAGUCAUGGGUAAUAGUUUGAUAAAUAUUUUAAUGGUAAGUAAAAUAUUUGAUUUGCCUUCGCAAAACAGUUUAUUUACUUCUAAGAUUCGUCAUCGUAAUACGUCUAUUAAUGAAUGACAGUUUAGUAGAGGAAAGUAACCAAAUAUGGAAUAGUGUCCUAAUAUGUAAUUCCUUGAUUUCUCCGAAAAUAUAAGUUGGAAGCACACUACAAUACCAUCCUUUAUUUCAGUCGCUCUCUUUAUUGUCGUAUCCACACCUCUGUAUCAGAUGCGCGAACGAUACGUGUCUGGCAGGCGCGUUUUGUUUUAUCGUCUCGCAGAAAAUUUCUAAGGUAAAUAUAUUCAACGGGUAUUAUUGGUUAUUAUGCAGGAAUACAGACUUGUUAUGCUAUUGAGUAUAUCGAUACUACCUUUAUUUAAAUAUUUUAUGACCUUCUGUAAUUAAAACAUUACGACUUGAAAAAAUGUUGAUACUAGUUUGAACUAAUGUACAAAUCCAAAUAUGGACAGUCGUUGGUGCCUAAUUAUGGAAUAGUGGAUGAAGUGCAUACUGUGUGGGCUCAUUAUGAUUGUGCUGGUCCAGAGUUUCAUACAUGGAUCUGUGAUGUCUACAAGUGAAUUACGCUACUUCUUUCAUUUUUCACAAUUUUCUUAUUUAAAUUUAUUUGAUCUCAGAUGUUUAUGUCUAUUUUUGUUUUUGAUAUGUUGGUUUAUGCCUAUAUUCCAUAUUUGGUUACUCAUUUGGGAUUUUGUUUUUUUGUUUGUUAAUUAAGAUAUUUAAUAGAAGUAAUUACUACAUAAAACUGUAUGACUGAUUUGUCAUAACAUUAAAGUGUUUUCAUUUCUAUAAAGGUAUUUAUUUAUAUCCCCAAAACAAAAUGGUAUUCCAUAAUUGGCGACUUUCCUCUAAUUUAUGCAACGGAUAAACAAUUUAUUCUAGAUGUUUUCUAUGAAUGUACUUUUACACAUGUUUGCAGUUUGACAUGUAUUAUGUGAGACGCGCCUACCAUUUUUUAGAUUUUUUGAAGAGUGCUUGAAGUCCAGACCUGCAGAGUGCCUUCUAGAUUUAUUAAAAAUAUGUGUAUUUCGUAACAUUUUGUUUAAAUUAAGUAGUGCCAUUUGAAUUGUGAAGAAUCUAAAACUGUAUGAAUGCUACGAUCUACACUGAAAGGUUUUAUCUUUUGUUUUGUAUUUCAACGAAAAUUAAUAAUUAUCGAGAACUGUUUUUAUUUUACAAAUAAAUAAUAUAUUGGUAUUUAACGAUACUGAUAAUUUUAGUGAUAUUAUCCUACAAAUAAAGUAUAUAAAGCUCCACUAAAUACUUUUUAUGGAAUUAAGGGGGGACUCUGGUAGAAUUAUCUUAUUUUUAAAUUAAAUAAACAUAUUCAAUACAAUUCAAAGAAAAUCAAGACAAAAUAUUGAAAAAUAAGUCAAUGGUGGCAAAUUUUUGCAGACACCUCCAAAAAAAAUUGCUUUUGCGGUGGACAUCAGAACUCAUUACAUCGUUGGAUCAUGUGAAACAAAAAAUGCAAAAAGAUUUUGUUAGCUUAUGAGGUUUCUCGAGAUAACGCUGUCGAGUUUUUUGGUUUUAAAGAUUUUUGAGAUUUUGGUAUCGUUCCGAAGUCAAAAUAACGAAUAUUUUUGUAAAAAAAAGUUAAAAUCAACAUAAUAUUUAUUAUUAUUAAACAAAAAAUAAGUAUAAAACAAAAAAUAUAUUGACAGCAUUACCUCACGAAAUGUCUAAAGAACAUCUGCAAAAUUUCAGGUGGAUCGGUCAAGUAGUUUUUGAGUUGUCCACCGCCUUUGAAAAAAAGCAAAGCAGUUUUGAAAAAAGCGCAUUAAAAGAUUUGGCAAAUUUUAUUUUCGAUUUCUUUUUUGUCUGUAAUCGUAAAGUGAUGCACACCGGAAUAUGUUUUGAAUCGCGGAGUAAUUACAAAAGAGAAGGGGAACAGCUGUUGAACGUUUCUCACUACGAUCAAGCGCGAGGCUGCUUUAAAGCGUGGCGAAGACGAUUCAACGUGCUGUAUUUCCGGUAAUCUUGCUCGGAUCAACUUGAAAUUUUCAGAGUGUAUUCUUGAAGUUAUGUAGUUAUGAAAUGUUUUUAAACCACGCCUCCCCUUAAGCAAACUGAAAGAAGGACUUAUAAAUAAGGAUAAAAGAAAAAACAGUGGAACCGUUAUAAUAAUGAGAUUAAAAAAAAUAAUGUGUGUGUACUUUGUACGCCCGUAAGAAGUUAUACUUCUAUUAUAAUAUAAUCUAACUUCAUAUUAUGAUUUCAACGAAAUCAAUAUACCUAUCUACUUUAAAAAGUUUUUUUGUAUUGUAUUUAAAUAUAAACUAAUUUUAGAAAGAACAAAAAGAAUACCAAAAAUUAAAAUAAAAAAAAAGAUAUGACUUUGUCAGGAUUCGAACAGGGGACCUCUCGAUCCCUAGGCUAAUGCUCUACCGAUCAGCUACCAUCGCUUUUGUAUUCAGUCGAUCAUUUCUCGGACAUAAUUACAAUCACGUUGACAGAUACAUUAAUUGAAAAUAAACAUUUUCAAUAAUACUUAUAAGGAGGAAGACAAAUCCACAGACAUAAAAAUUAUAAUAAAUAUAUUUACUAAAAACACUAAUAAUAUAUUCUUUUCACGCACACCUUAUUUGCGCUACAUAACUUAAAAACUGUAGCGACUAAUACCAUACUGUCGGUGUGCGCAUGCAUCAGAGAAUGUAAAAAUUCACCCUCAUGUCUAAAGAAGUAUAACUUCAAAAAAUUUGAUGGACCAGCUUAUCCACUUUUGUAAGUAGCCCAAAUUUUCUAAAAAAUUGCCUCUUAUCCCUUCAUCAUCAAAAAAAUCUAGUAGAUGAGCCAAAUUAGUUAUUGACUGCAAUUAUACAAUGUGUGGUGUUGAUAGGCAAUCAGCCGUGUGAUGAAUUACCGAAGUUAUUUUUAUCGUUUGCGUUAAAGCUAACAUAACUAUAACAUAUAAUUAUCUCCAUAACUAUAAAACGUAAAUUCGGUGUGAUGGAUUAGUGAUGUAACGAAUAUUCGUAUUCGCAUUCGCGAAUAUUUGCAUAUUCGUAUUCGCAUUCGCGAAAUUUGUGCGAAUGUUUUGCGAGUAUGAAUAUCAGAAAAAAAAAUAAUUUGAAGAUAACAUUAGGUUAAUAAAAUCAAAAUCUAUCCACUUCUUAACAUCUUUUUUAUUAAGAAAAGGUAACAACCUCGUAUAAUCACAUUAUCAACCUUCACUUUAUUUUAUUAUUUGGUAUUAUGCAAUAAAGCUUAAGAUUCAGUUUGAUUUACACUAAAUAUCAAUUAAUUUCUCAUUAUAAAUUUAGAAAACACUACAAAAAUAGAUUUUUUUUUAAACUGAAUAUUCGCAUUCGUAUCCGCAUUCGCGAAUGUAGGUAGCAGAUAUUCGUAUUCGCGAAUGUUUAAAAAAUGACAUUCGUUACAUCACUAUGAUGGAUCAUCCACCGUUAUGAGAUGAGUUAUUUCUUAGACGUUAUGGACGGAAGAAAAAUUAAGUUGUCUAAAAAGAGAACCUUAUGUAUAAUCAGUAUAAGUUGGAGCGAGAAAGAGAAUCACGAGAAGUUGGUAUACCUACGUACCGGCGAACAGCUGUUCGCUGUAGUUCGGUGGUAAAUCGUAAAAGUAGAUAGAAAGAAGUACUUAUACUAAAUUUAAAUUCAAGAUGCAGUAGAAAUAAACAAACCAAGAGACGUUAAAUGCUACUAGGAGCAGUCCCGAAUCAUAAUUUACAAUGUAUAAACUUUGGAAUGUAUAUAGGUACAUUGUAAAUUACGAUUCGGGAGUGCUCCUAGUAGCAUUUAACGUCUCUUGGUUUGUUUAUUUCUACUGCAUCUUGAUUGUAAAUUUAGUAUAAAACGCUUGAAUUUGGAUGUUUAUAAAUAGAAAUUUCAAUUUGUCUCUCGAUUUGACUUUUGUAUAAUUUUUUAAAUUGCACCCUUCUAUUUUUAAAUUAUUAGCUUUUAUUUUUAUUAUUGUUUUAAUUUUAUUACCUACGUGUUUUUAAUUGUUGUCUUAGGUGUAUGUUUUUGAUCAUUUUGUGCUGCUUUAUAUUUGAUAUUAAAUUUGAUUUAUUAAAAAUAAAAUGCUGCACAAGGUCCUGGGACAACCUGAAGUUAUAUAUAUUCUAAGUUCUUAUUCUACGUUAAAUAUUCACUUGAUCUCUUAAAAACAAAUCAAAACAUAAACCUAACCUUACAAUCCUUAACAUAACUACAGAGUUAUCUCAUAACUUGAGGUUUAACGUCGCGUUAUAAAGUGACAGUUGAUAUAUCAGAUAACUUAAGAACUGUCAAGAAAUAAGGCAAGUAGUUAAGUUAAAUAUGAUACAUCACACCAAUUCGAGGAUUAUAACUUAACUACAGGAUAACUUCGGUCAUCCAUCACAGGGCUGAAUGUUAACACAUCCAUGACUAUCCCAUGGCUUUAAAGAGGGGAUAGAAAUUAAGUGUCAGAGGGAAAACGAUGAAUGUCAAUGUUUGGUCAUUUUGCGAUUUUUGUGCAGUCUGUUAGCUUAGAAAGAGUACUAUCAACCUGUGAAUGGCCAAGGGGAAAUAACGAUGAGAAUUGUCUUAAAAACACGUCACAAGAUUGGAUGCAAGGGGAAAAACAAUGAAUAUUGGGAAGGUUUUUUUGGCAAAUUUUAUUUUCGAUUUCUUUUGUCUAUCAAAUCGUAAAGUGGUGCAGAUCAGAAUAUGUUUUGAAUCGCGGAGUAAUUUACAAAAGAGAAGAGGAACAGCUGUUGAACGUUUCUCACUACGAUCAAGCGCGAAGCUGCUUUAAAGCGUGGCGAAGGCGAAUCAACAUGCUGUAUUUCCGGUAAUCUUGCUCGGAUCAACCUGAAUUUUUCAGAGUGUAUUCUUGAAGUUAUGUAGUUAUGAAAUGUUUUUAAACCACCCCUCCCCUUAAGAAAACUGAAAGAAAGACUUAUAAAUAAGGGUAAAAGAAAAAAUAGUGGAACCGUUAUAAUAAUGAGAUUAAGAAAAAUUUGAUUAUCCACUUUUGUAAGUAGCCCAAACUUUCUAAAAAAUUGUCUCUCAUCCUUAUCAUCAAGAAAAUCUAGUAGAUAAGCCCAAAUUAGUUAUUGACUGCAAUUAUAGAAUGUGUGGUGUUGAUAGGCAAUGUUAACACCUCCAUUACUUUCCCAUGGCUAGAAAGAGGGGAAAGAAAUAUUAUUAAAAACUAUCUUUCAUUCAUUAGAUAUAGCGGUGUGGAAUGCUUUUGUACUUUAUAAGAAAAAUGGUGACCAAAAGAACAGAUUCGAAUUUCGUUAGAUACUAAUAGAAAAAAUAUUGGAAAGUUUCACCAGACUGCCAAAAAAUGAAGAUUUACUAAUUAAGCCGUAACUUACGGAGAGCCAUUUUCCAGAAUAUGUACCACCUAUGAAAAAAAGCUGCUCCAUGUAGGACCUAUGCCAUUUGCUGCAGUAAAAGGGAUGAAAAAGAAAAGAAUAUAAAAAACGAGACAAGGUAUUACUGCAGAAAUAAUUACAAUUAUUGUAAAGUAGGACUAGGUGCUGUAUCUUGUGUUAUGAUUUACCAUACGAGAUUGAAUUUUCAAAAUAAAACUUUUUUGAUUUUUAUUUAUACCCUUGCUAUACCUAAAAUGUUUUUUAUGCAUGAAUAUUAAAUUUUCUAAAGUAAAAAUACUUUAAAAAAUAUAUUUAAUUUAAUAAAUUAAAAAUAAUAUAUAUAUUUUUAAUACGCACCUGUCACGAAAAAUACACGUACGCCCCGUAAAAUAUUUUUUUUAAAUUAUUUUACUUGCAUAAUAGAAUGAUGAAAUAAAAAGUGGAUCAAUUUUUUAGAGUAAUCUCGAAAUUAAUGUGUGCAUUAAUCGUUAAUAAAAUGGAAGGAGAUUAUUUUAAUUUAUACUUUCUAAAAGUAUUCCCUCAUUAUGAUUAUAUAAAAAUACUCAGUUUGAGUUUUCAUUUGACGCCAUAUUUUGUCAACAUUAUAUUCAGAUAUAAAAGUUUAUGAAUCGAAAGAUACCGAAUGUUUUUGGUAGCUUUUACUAAACGCAUUUGUUUCGUUAUAUAAGACACAGCUGCUUCCACUGACUAUAUCAUCUGUUUACGUUGAUUUUUGUUUUGUUUUUAUACUACUGGUCUUCCAUCCUUAUCCAUUGAAUAAUUAUGCGUAGUUUAAAACACAACAAUAAUAUGCAAUAAGAAAAGAUAAAAUCUUUCUCGAAAAGCAGAAAACAAUGGUCUAUUAAAAGAAUAUUGAAAAUAGCUACAUGUAUGUAAAUGUAUUUUUACAUAUCAAAAAGAGUAACUAUUACUACUUUUGCACAGCCAAAGUAUCUCUUAAAACUACAAAGUCGGGUAAAGGCGAUGAUACGUUAUCUAUGUUUUCUUUUUGUGUAAAAAAUAUUUUUACACGGUUAUUGUUGCUCUGAUGCCUUGUUAAACAGUUUAAGUGAAUAGAACUAAGUUAAAGUAUGAUUGUUGAUUAUUAGUGUUGCUAUUGAAUUGUAUUUGUUUAAAGAUAUAAAAAAAAUGGUGGUAACAGGUUUAAAAAUUGCAUGAAAAUAACUGAUAUAAAUAGUAACUAUCUACAGCCGGCUCCAACUCUUACUUGCUGGGGAAUGAGCCGCAAAUUCAGAAGUUGCCUACCCUAUCAGGAAAAUAGUUAAUAUAUAUAUAUAUAUAUAUAUAUAUAUAUAUAUAUAUAUAUAUAUAUAUAUAUAUAUAUAUAUAUAUAUUUUUACGCAUCAAACCCAGAUUUAGCCGUACGGCACUCACUCACUCUAGGGGGAAAAUUCACUCAUCCCAGAUACCUAGGGUAUCAAAAGGAUUGAGUUCUGGUAGGACUUUUUCCGUGUUAUUGAGCCCUAGGUGACUUGGUAUGCAGCAUUAUCUCCCAAAACGUUUCGUACACAUCUAACCAUCGAGAGUAGUAUAGCUUUCUGCAUGCUCUUAUACGAGAUGUUCAUUCAGACCCAUCUUUUUUUUUAUGUUUUCUAGGAGGUUCUUCGGAAUUACUGCAAUAGUAGAGACUAUAAUAUAUUAACAUAGACCGAGCAUACCGGCCGAUAGUGCUACACAAUGGGUGCGUUCGGACGACCACAGCGGCUGGACAGCUGAGCCAGCAGUAGCUGUCAGACGUCACCGCUGGAAGUCAGCCGCUAAGAGAUUUACUAAGCUUUCCCUAUCACGGCUGGAUUCAACCACUCGGCCGAUUUCUGCUGACAGUCAGCCGCUAUGGUCGUCCGAACGCACCCAAUAUCUACGGUUGUUCGAUCUACCUCUCUCUAGCGCAUUGAAACUCCUUACCCUUUCUCUCCCACCAAAAAUAGACGCCGCUGUAAUACGUACCUACUUGAUGUAAGUAGUGUGAUACAAUGGAUAUCCUAAGUCUUGACGUCACAAAAUUGGGAGGAGCUUAUAUUUGACUCCAAAAAAAUGUUGUUUAUAAGGUUAAACACUCAUAAGGAAUUUUUCAUUUAUUGUUUACGUGGUUUGUGUGACAAAAUAAGACUUUUCAUUUAGGUAUUUAGUUAAAGAAACGUGUCAGUUAAGAGAUUUUUAUUCGUUUUUGCUCAGGUGAGUUAAUUUAAUGCAAUGAUUAGAACGUAGACAGUUUUGAGGUUAUGUUUAUUUUCAACCACUAACGAAUAAAAACCUCUUAACACGUUUCUUUAAAGAAAUACCUAAAUGAAAAGUCUUAUUUUGCCACACAAAGCACAUAAAUGAAAAAUUCCUUAUGACCAUUUAACGUUACAAACAAAUUGUUUGGAGUCAAUCUAAGCUCCUCCCAAUUUUGUGACGUCAGACUUAGGCUGUCCAUAAGUUUUCCUCCAACACCAAAUUGUUCUUUAUGGUUCACGUCGCGUUUGGGGGGGGGGGGGGAGAUGAGGGAGAAGUCGGUAAAUUAGUAGUUUUUUAUGUUUUUCGUCAAUAUUUCUAUGUAACUAUGCGGUGUAGCGUGAACAAUGUUCUAUACAAAAAUAUUCUACAUUAUGUAGUUUUUUACGUUUUUCGUCAAUAUUUCUAAAGCUAUGCGGUUUAGCCUGAACAAUGUUCUACAUUGAAUUUUAAACAAAAAAGGUCCUAUGCAUAAUUGUUCUAAAAUCGACGGUUCCGGAGGGUGUAAAGUGGAGGUUUUCCAUGUUUUUAAUAUUUUUUGGGCAAAUUAUAAAAUUAUUGCUAAGGAAACUAUUUUUUUAACAGGAUUGUGUUUUCUAAAUUUAAUUUGCUAUUUCAGUGGCCGGUUGUAUGUUACCGAUAAGCCCUUGAAGGAACGUCAAUCUUACAUGUAUACCCUCCUGUAAUUUCUAUAUGUACACCCUCCGUAACUUGGGAACCAUUCAGUUUAGAAGGAUUAUGCAUAGCACCUUUUUGUUUCAAAUUUAAUGUAGAACAUGUAACUUUUUACGAACAAUAUGUGGACCAUAUAGAACAAUUUGGUGUUGAAGGAUAACUUUCACUUUGGAUGUCUGGGUUUGUGUCUAGUUAUACCGUACUAAAGGCAGAUACACAAUGAAUACAAAUACAUACAAAGAAGUGUCGUCACAGCACUACAGACUGCUCAGUCUAUGUGAAUACAGUAAAGCCUCCUUUAACCGAAAUAAUCACGAAAUAAUUGGGGGGAGGCCAUUUCGGAUAACAAGAAUUUCAGUUAAAAAUAACAUUAUUUUUUGUAUUCUUCUUCUAUUAAAUUAUAUAGUAUUGGAGAGAUAUAGCUGCAAAACAUCGUUGUCAGAGGAAAACACAAAAGAAAAGAGAAGAUUUCUUUAAAAAAACACUCUAAACAUUUUCAUUUUCCUUAAUUUUAUUGUUUUUUGUUUAAUUUACUUUUUAUUGACGAAAUUCUUGAAACUGUCAGCCAUUUCGGUUAAACAAUGGGUGCGUUCGGACGACCACAGCGGCUGGACAGCUGAGCCAGCAGUAGCUGUCAGACGUCACCGCUGGAAGCCAGCCGCUGAGAGAUUUACUAAGCUUUCCCUAUCACGGCUGGAUGCAACCACUCAGCCGAUUUCUGCUGGCAGCCAGCCGCUAUGGUCGUCCGAACGCACCCAAAGUCUUGUUUUGGUUAAAAAGGUUUCGGUUAGCGGAGGUUUUACUAUAUAUACGUCUAUGGUACCACCACCGUCGUCAUUAAGAGCAUAUUUAUUUUUGCAGGAGACUUUUUUUCCCCUGUACUAUUGAAGUUUUUAGCAGUUUUAAAUGAAAUAUUGCAAAUUCUUACCGGAAAAGCUUGUUGUUCACAGCUGAAAUAACAACUUAUAUCUUCAUAACAUAUUUGUGGCUCUUGACUGUCAUAUGUAUCAUAAAUAUGAGAGAUAACUUGUUAAUACAAUUAAAAAACAUUUUCUUGUACAGAUUCUUCCGAAAAGAAAAAUAUAUAUAGUAUCUGUUCAUGUAUUCUUUGUCAAAACCUUUCUGGUAGUCCCCAAAACGCAUGUUAAGUCAACAUUUCGUAUAUAUGUAUAAAAGAAGUAAUCGUUUCCUUUAUAUAUGUGGUCGCAAGUUAGUCCUAGAAGACAGUCAAAGAACAUUUUUUCCUUAAACCCCAUUUUGUUGGCAAAUAUGCUUGCCUUGUUAGAUAAAUUAGAAAAUGGUUUUAAGCUUUUCAAACCUUCCAAGCUUAUGUAUAGAUUUGUUUAUUUAAUAAAUAUUUCUGUUUAUUAAUAUUAUAAAUGAUAUUUUAUUUUAAUAUCAUAAAAUAUCGCAAUACUACACGCUUAUUUUUAUUUCGAUUUUGUUUAACCUGCCGUUUCGAAUUUUCAUUAUCACUAAGAAUUGGUAAAAAAAUGUACCUACAUGGUAUAAAUAAAGUGUGUUUUAUUAUUUUAGUUCUAUCUGCUUAAACUGAUUUUUGGGGAAAACGAUUUCCCGAUUAUAUUGCUAUUUUUGGUAGUUAGUAGAUAGGGAAUUUGUAAAUAAGAUUAUUAUCUAGUAGAUGUUUAAGUAUUAGUUGAAAAUGAUUUAUUAAUAAUAAAUUGGAUAUUUUAUUU